GCCUAGUAAUGCUCAGCCACCACACUCUGCUCGACUUGCUCUAUCCGGAGCAGACGACUAGACCUGCCCGUCGCAUUUGGUCACUUGAAGCAACACUCAUCGACGCAGAUUCACAAGUCCAGCUUCAGUCCUCUUUUUACGAUAAUCGCCGGCUGUCUCAUCUUUAACUGUUUCCAUCAUUGCGCAGCAUCGGAAAAGACGCCAUGCUUCUCCGGUUCGAAGAGGCUACGGAAUAUUCCGCCACGAUCUCGCUGCACUGCAACGAAGAUCCGAACAAUUACUACUCAGCGCUGGUGCAGAGCCAGAGCAUCGCCACUAUUCCGUCAUUCACGCUCGAAUCCGGCGUUACAUUGCAAUCAGUCCCCGUUGCCUACUCGACAUGGGGCUCGCUGAACGAAGAACGCGAUAAUGUACUCGUGGUCUGCCACGCCUUGACCGGCAGUAGCGACGCCUUGGACUGGUGGCGCCCUUUGAUUGGUCCUGGGAACGCUCUGGACUAUACGCGUUACUUCGUCUUCUGCGCGAAUGUACUAGGGUCUCCAUACGGUUCAGCGUCGCCACUAUGUGCGAACCCGACCACUGGACGGCCAUAUGGUCCUGCGUUUCCGGAAACUACAAUUCGAGAUGAUGUCCGCAUUCACAAGCUUGUUCUUGAUGCGCUCCGUGUUCGAAGCAUCGCAGCUGUCAUUGGAGGUUCGAUGGGCGGCAUGACGACGCUCGAGUGGCCACUUUGCACUCCCCAUGGCUACGUGAAGAACAUCAUACCUAUCGCUACUUCCGCAUAUCACGGCGCAUGGGGAAUUUCUUGGGGCGAAACCCAACGGCAAGCCAUCUACUCCGACGCUGCCUUCAAGAGUGGCUGGUACGAACCAACACCGGAAGGGCAGCCUAAGAAAGGCCUCGGAACUGCCCGCAUGAUCGCAAUGCUCACAUACCGCUCGCACUGCUCGUUCGAGUCGCGGUUUAGUCGAAAACCCGCUGCGAGCGCGACGAAAGUAUUAUCUGCUGGAGGGCUACCCACUCCGCCAUCGUCGCACCGAGGGAGCUUGUCACCCGACACUGAAGUCCUCCAGGAACAGCAAUCCCCCAUCAACUUCUCAGCGCAAAGUUACCUCCACUACCAAGCCGACAAGUUCCUCAAACGCUUCGAUGCGAAUUGCUACAUCCAUCUCACAAAAAAAAUAGACACGCAUGAUGUCACCCGCGACCGCGUCCCAUGCGUCUCGCGCCCUCCUAGCGAAGAGCAGCUACAUGCUGUGCUCGGCGUCGUCCCACCAAAGGCCCUGGUUGUCAGCGUGGAAACGGACGUGCUGUUUCGGCCGGAGCAGCAGCUAGAGCUUGCGAAGUGCCUGCCAGAUGCAAAGCUUGUAGUUCUGGAGAGCCCAGAUGGUCACGAUGGGUUCUUGUUAGAGUUUGAAACGCUGAAUAGGGCUAUUAAGGCGCAUCUAGAGGAGCGGUGUCCCUGGGUGUAUGAAAGCGAGGCGAACGAAGACGCCGAUAAGGAAGCGGAGGGAGUUGUGAAUAGCGUCUUUGGUGAAGCUGAGUGCGUCGAGUUCUAGGUCAUCUUGAAUUAAAAAUGUCUGUUCCAGCCCUGGGCCAUAGCGGGUUUCGCUGACAGUGG
This is a messenger RNA of Trematosphaeria pertusa, 1621 nucleotides long. RefSeq names its product homoserine O-acetyltransferase. Gene Ontology annotation, biological process: L-homoserine metabolic process. The transcript is spliced from 3 exons. The record is from RefSeq and is a predicted model, not a curated record. Lineage: Eukaryota; Fungi; Ascomycota; Dothideomycetes; Pleosporales; Trematosphaeriaceae. Bases 204 to 1559 code for a protein of 451 amino acids. Gene Ontology annotation, molecular function: homoserine O-acetyltransferase activity.